Lodderomyces theae is the source of this 3288-nucleotide messenger RNA. It is a transcript of the gene AMS1, whose product is annotated as alpha-mannosidase. The record is from RefSeq and is a predicted model, not a curated record. Gene Ontology annotation, molecular function: carbohydrate binding; alpha-mannosidase activity. Gene Ontology annotation, cellular component: fungal-type vacuole membrane. The transcript has a single exon. Bases 1 to 3288 code for a protein of 1095 amino acids. Gene Ontology annotation, biological process: oligosaccharide catabolic process; mannose metabolic process. Lineage: Eukaryota; Fungi; Ascomycota; Pichiomycetes; Serinales; Debaryomycetaceae.
AUGGGAUACGAGAAUUUCAAUCAUCAACCAAAUUUCAAACCAAUCGACCAUCUUUAUGAAGACCGAUUGCGUCAAUUCACAAACACCGGUGGCCAAUACCCAAAUUUAAACUUGCCUAAAUUCUAUGACAUUCAUAGAACAGAGAUUGGCAACUUGCAAACUUGGAAAGUUCCUGACGACAAAGAGGGUAAAACUCAAAGACCAUUGUUUCGCGACAUCAAGUUUGAUGAGGUCAACUGGGAACACAUUGGGUUGGGUUACAAUUUUGGACCCAGUUGGAAAACAUUUUGGGUCAAGUUUCAUUUGGACAUUCCUGAAGAGUGGCUCAAGUACGAAGGGUUGGAAAUUGAGUGGGACUCUAGUUCAGAGGCAUUGAUUUAUGACGCCAACGGUCUCCCAUUGCAGGCUUUUACUGGUGGUGAUCGUAACUUGUUUGAGAUUCCCGACAAGUUUAGAAAAACCGGUAGACAAUUGUUUUACAUUGAAGUCGCUUGUAAUGGAAUGUUUGGUAAUGGUGCUGAUGGGGAACCAGACCCAAACAGAUAUUUCCGUUUGAACAAGGCCCACUUGGUGGUUCCCAAUUUGGAGGCUCGAAGACUCUUUUGGGACUUUUGGAUUUUGGGAGAUGCAGCAAGAGAGUUCCCUGGAGGAUGGCAAAAGUAUCAAGCUGCUGACCUUUGUACCAAGAUUAUGAACACAUUUGACCCAGAAAAUGUCGACUCGAUCAAAGAUUGUCGGAAAUUGGCUACUAAAUUACUUGGUGACAAAAUUGACUCUGAAGAGGUGUUUAACGAGUACCCCAACAAGACCAAACGUGUCGAUGUGUUUGGUGUGGGAAACUGCCACAUUGACACUGCGUGGGAGUGGCCAUUUGCUGAAACAAAGAGGAAAAUUGUUCGUUCUUGGACUACUCAGUUAAAGAUUGCUGACAAAUAUCCUGAAUAUGUAUUUGUUGCUUCACAGAUGCAACAGUUUAAAUGGUUGAAACAAUCUUACCCUGAAAUUGUUGACGACAUCAAGGAGAAAUUCAAAAGAAACCAGUUUAUUCCCCUUGGUGGAUCAUGGGUUGAAAAUGAUACCAACUUACCCAAUGGAGAGUCUUUACUCAGACAGUUUAUCUUGGGACAACGAUUCACUCAAGCUGAAUUUGGAUUCCGUUCCAAUAUCUUUUGGUUGCCAGAUACUUUUGGUUACAGUUCACAAAUUCCCCAAAUUUGCCAAUUAUCCGGUAUUGACCGUUUCUUGACUCAAAAGUUGUCCUGGAACAAUAUCAAUUCAUUCCCACUCACUACAUUCAAUUGGAAGGGAAUCAAUGGCUCUCAGGUUUUGGUGCAUAUGCCUCCAGACAACACCUACACGGCUGCAGCCAAUUUUGGCGAUGUUCUGAGAUCACAACACCAGCACAAGAAUUUGAGAGAUGUCCCCACUGGUUUGUUGCUUUAUGGAUUUGGUGAUGGAGGAGGAGGCCCAACUCCGGAAAUGAUUGAAAAAUUGAGACGUUGCAGAGGGUUGAGUAACGAAGUUGGAUUACUUCCUUCUGUUGCUUUGGAUGUCUCAAUUGAAGACUUUUAUGAUCACUUGUUGGAAAAAUCAAACAAUGGACUGACAUUACCAACAUGGACUGGAGAAAUCUAUCUCGAGUUCCAUCGUGGUACUUACACAGUUCAAGCGCAAGUUAAGAGACUCAUGAGACAAGGAGAGAUAAAAUUGCACGAUUUGGAAUUGGUGGCGGGGUUAGUAAGUCUCAAGAACAAGAAGUACAAUUACCCUGCAAAGGAGAUUAACGACUUGUGGGAGGAUCUUUGCUUGUGUCAAUUCCAUGAUGUAUUGCCUGGUAGUUGUAUUGGAAUGGUGUACUAUGAAGAGGUUUUCCCAAUGUUGACCGCGUUAUUAGAGAAGGCAGACAAGUUACUUUUCAAAGCAUUUGAGGCUUCUGGCAAGCCCAAACAUAACUCAGUUGUCAAUACUUUGCCUUGGGAUAGGCAUAAUGAAAUUGUUGAGCUCAGUGAAGAUGAUGAGUUGUACAAUGCUUUCAAAAGGGAUGGCCAUGUCAAAAACGGCAAGCUUCAAGUGUCCGUUGACCAUGUUGGAGGGGAAACUAAAGUUAACAAAAAGGUCAAGCAUCCAGCUAGUGUCAAGUCGGAUGAUGAUGGAUACGUAUUGUCCAAUGGCUUGUUGAUUGCCAAGAUUUCAUACAAUGGUGUCAUCACUUCGCUUUAUGACACAGUUGCCGAAAGGGAGAUUAUUGACACCACUGCAACCACGCAAACAAAGCAAGGCAACAAGGUUGUAGGAGGUAAUCAGUACUUGCUUUUUGACGAUGAGCCCCUCAAUUUCCCAGCUUGGGAUACCGAGUUGUACUCAUUGGAAAAGUUUAAAUUAUUGGAUUCCGCCAAGAGCAAGAUUUUGUCAGAUGACGCAUUGGAGUCAUCGAUUGUUGUCACUCACGACAUCUCACCAAACUCAUCGAUUGAAACUGUCAUUUCAUUAGCAGGUAUCAAUGAUGAGAGCAGUGUCAACAACUAUAUCAAAUUUUCAUCAACUGUUCAAUGGCACGAAACGUACAAGUUUUUAAAAGUCCAAUUCCCAACUACAAUCAACACCUCUUUGGAUGCAAGUUAUGAAACCCAGUUUGGAAUCACUAAAAGACCAACCCAUUACAACACGUCAUGGGAUGUGGCCAAAUUCGAAGUAUGUCACCAUAAAUUCAUGGACUUGAGUGAGUACAAUUAUGGUGUAUCCAUUUUGAACAAUAGCAAAUACGGUGGCUCGAUCCAUGGAAACUUGGUUAGAUUGUCAUUGCUCAGAUCGGCUAAAGCUCCCGAUAACAAGGCCGAUAUGGGUGAGCAUAAGUUUGAGUAUGCAAUUUACCCACACAGCGGACCAUUGGGCGUCAACACUGUCAAGGCGGGCUACAAUUUCAACUACAAGUUGAUCCCAAAGACUAUGGACACAUCGUACUUGCAUGCCAUUAGAUUGAAGACUGAUGAAAAGUCAUCGUUGAUCUUGUCUCACGUAAAACGUGGUGAGGAUGACGUUGACGUUAGUCAGUAUAGCGAGUUGUCCAAGAACGAAAAGUCGAUUGUUGUCAGAAUCUACGAGUCGUUGGGAGGUGUUGGCAAAGGAGAGUUGGUUAUUGAUGAAAAACAUUUUAAAGUUGAUAAAGUCAUCAAGACCAAUGGGUUAGAGAAUGAGACGUUUGAAGAGUUGGAAGUGAAGAAGGGGGGAGCUGUUGGAAUCAAGUUGAAUGGGUUUGAGAUUGGUACGUUUAAAAUUUUGUUAAAGUAG